GAGUCGAGGCCCCACACGAUGCCAUCAAGUUUGGAACAUGCGUGAAGGGCAACGCAUUUUUAUUACCACCAACAAUCUAGGGCAACCUGUUAAUGAAAAUGCUAGCAAGCUGACAAACUUUUUGGGGACAAUAGCAUGUAAUGGGGAUUACGCACCCCUCACAUAUUCUAAUUGGAGGGUAGUGACAAACGAGAAGAAGGAUGAUAUGUACGAACUUGUCAUGUCCAAGUUUCAGUUUGACAAAGAGAUUAAAUCUUGGGUGUUGAUGUCGAUUGGAAAAAAAUGGAGGGAUUGGAAGUGCGAACUGAAGAAAUUCCACUACUCGCCUCAUGAUAAUGAUGAGGCGCGGCUAGCAGACCUCAAUGAGCAUGUCCAAAUGGAUCAGUGGAAGGCCCUCAUUGAGUUUUGGAACUCUGAAGAGGGAAAGGUCCAUAAUAAGAUAAAUACGGAAAAUCGGAGAAAACAACGCAUUAGCCACACUGCAGGCACGAAGAGCUUUACGCGAAUACGUGAAGAAGAGAGAAACAAGAGGGCCAAUGGGGAGGAUUUGACCCGAGUAGAUAUGUUCUUGUUGACACAUAGACGCAAGAAUGGGAUGCCUGUGGAUGAGGCCUCAGCAAGAGCAAUGGAACAAUUAAAUGAACGAACUUCGCAGCAGCCAGAGGCUUCACAUAAUAGCACUGCGAGGAAAGAUAUAUUCUCAGAAGUCAUGGGUGACGAACGACAUGGCCGUGUUCGCACUUAUGAGUUAGGUCCCUCUCCUUCUGAUAUAUGGGGCACAACAUCCCACAGUGUCCAGUCCCAAGGGAUGACCUCCAAUGCUCAGAAGAUAGAUGAACAAUAUGAGGAAUUGCAUGCUGAAAUAUCUUCACUAAGAGAAACUAUGGCUGAUAGAGAUGCUCAAAUAUCUUCACUAAGAGAAACUAUGACAACAUUGAUGGCUACCAUAACGAAUCCAAGCAUUAAUCUAGCUACAUUAUUAGGUGUUGCAGCUAAUCCUAGCUUGAACCAACCCUCCUCAUCAUCAAGCCACUUGGUUCCAACCCCUUAG
Messenger RNA from Magnolia sinica, 1051 nucleotides. RefSeq lists its product as uncharacterized. The transcript has 5 exons. NCBI's taxonomy places the organism in Eukaryota, Viridiplantae, Streptophyta, Magnoliopsida, Magnoliales, Magnoliaceae. The record is from RefSeq and is a predicted model, not a curated record. Bases 38 to 1051 code for a protein of 337 amino acids.